GCCUCAACUGUCACUCGCUUAUUUUGACAGACGGAAAACGGAAGUUUGGCAUUCUGGUACCUCCUUCGGCGCAGCGCUUCAAUUUGACAGCCUUUUUACUCUCCGCGAGUGUAUGGAAAUAGACGUGUAAAAUGAAGCUGAACGUUUCUUUUCCCGCUACGGGGGCCCAGAAGACCAUCGAGGUCAUGGAUGACCACAUCCUGCGCCACUUUUACGACAAGCGCAUGGGUGCGGAAAUCGGCGCCGACCAUCUCGGAGAUGACUGGAAGGGAUACGUCUUCAAGAUUGCCGGUGGCAACGACAAGCAGGGCUUCCCGAUGAAGCAGGGAGUGUUGACCAACACCCGUGUCCGUCUGCUGCUGAAGAAGGGCCAUUCGUGCUACCGUCCGCGUCGUACCGGUGAGCGCAAGCGCAAGUCGGUCCGCGGUUGCAUCGUCGACCAGAACCUGUCGGCGCUGGCGCUGAUCAUCCUGAGGAAGGGUGAGAAGGACAUUCCCGGACUGACCGAUACGACCGUGCCCCGUCGUCUUGGACCGAAGCGUGCGACCAACAUCCGCAAGCUGUACAACCUGACCAAGGAGGACGAUGUGCGUCAGUUUGUGGUCAAGCGCCCGCUGCCGGAGAAGGACGGCAAGAAGGCCAAGUCCAAGGCGCCGAAGAUCCAGCGUCUGAUCACGCCGGUGGUGCUGCAGCGCAAGAGACAUCGUCUCGCCAUCAAGAAGCGUCGCGUUGAGUCCCGCAAGGAGGCCGCGUCCGAGUACCUGAAGGUGCUGGCUCUGCGCCGCCGCCAGGAGCGUAUCCGCCGCCGGUCCCGACUGUCGUCGAUGCGUGACUCGCGCAGCUCGGUCGGCUCCGAGAAGGAGAAGGACAAGGCCGCCGUCAAGGCUGCCAAGAAGGUCGCCAAGAAGGAGGCCAAGAAGGAAGUCAAGAAGGUGACCGAAGCCGCCAAGAAGCGCGACGAGGCCAAGACCGCCAAGAAGUCCGACGGCAAGAAGGGCGACUCCGCCAAGCCGAAGGCCGAGGCUGGCAAGAAGGCUGCCGCCGGCGACAAGAAGGAGAAGAAGGUCGUGAAGAAGGACGGAGCGGCCGGAGCCAAGAAGGAGGCGCCCAAGAGGAAACCGGAGGCGGCCAAGGGUGGCGAUGCCAGCGCGGCCAAGAAGGAGAAGAAACAGAAGAAGGAGAAGAAGUAAAGAAGCGGCCCCGGGCUGGCGCUUUUUGUAAUUUAAUCUUAAUGAUAAACACAAAAAUACAGAGUUAAGAAAACACCUUCAACAGAAA
This is a messenger RNA of Culex pipiens pallens (northern house mosquito), 1278 nucleotides long. RefSeq names its product 40S ribosomal protein S6 (gene RpS6). The record is from RefSeq and is a predicted model, not a curated record. Gene Ontology annotation, cellular component: ribosome. NCBI's taxonomy places the organism in Eukaryota, Metazoa, Arthropoda, Insecta, Diptera, Culicidae. Gene Ontology annotation, molecular function: structural constituent of ribosome. The transcript is spliced from 3 exons. Gene Ontology annotation, biological process: translation. Bases 132 to 1190 code for a protein of 352 amino acids.